Messenger RNA from Rotaria sp. Silwood1, 1446 nucleotides. NCBI's taxonomy places the organism in Eukaryota, Metazoa, Rotifera, Eurotatoria, Philodinida, Philodinidae. The record is from the annotation of a GenBank genome assembly.
AUGAAAAGAAAUAAACUAACAGACGAUAUAAAACAAUAUGCCGUAAGGAAAAUUAUAAAAAAGUUACUUGAAUUUCGUCAAGAACGAACUGAAGAUAAAGUUACAGCUGAAGAAUUAGACAACGAAAAUGAGAGCGAUUGGACAGAAAUAGAACCUAAAAGUAUCAAAGUUGCUAAAGGCAUUUGGAAUAUGUGGUAUAAUGAACGAGAAAAAUGUCCUCGCGCUGGUAUUAUUUUUCUUUGUCGUGCAAAAUUAAAUAAAAUAAAAGUUCUUCUUACAAAAUAUAUUAAAAAUAAUCGUACUCAAUAUGGAUUUCCUAAAGGAAAAAUAGAAUUUGGUGAAACCAUCUUGCAAUGUGCGGCCCGUGAGGCUUCCGAAGAACUUGGCUUAGCUUAUAAAUAUAUAUAUAAUAUGAUAAAAUAUAGUACUCCUAUAAAAAAGAAAGUAUUUAAUAUUGUCGAUAAAUCGUUUGUCGAACAUUAUUAUUUUAUUGUUCCCGUUGAACCCAAAGAUAUGAAGUUCAAAAUAGACAAAAAAGAAAUUGAUGAUGUUGAAUGGCGUAGUAUUGGUAAUUUGCCAUGUCGUAAGAGUUGUUCAGUAAUGCAUUUGAUAAAAUCUGCAAAUACUUUAAAAGAAGCAAAUUAUUUUAUGGUUAUUUGUUAUGACCUUUAUAAGCAUACAUCACUUGUUAAGUACUUAAGAGUUUGGCUGCAUCCGAAAGGUUCACAACGGCCGAAUAGUUCUCUUAUGGAUAAAUGUGUAGAAGAUGCAUAUAAGAAAAUGCUUCAAAAAUUAUUUGAAAUUGAACGUCAUUUUUAUAUUCAAUUUAAUGCACAAAAGCUUCCAAGAAAACCAAACGGAAAAGACUGGAAGCAAUUUGCGAUUCCUGAAUGUAGUGCUAACUUAAUUUGGAAGGACUGGUGUUAUGAAAGAUUUCGGGGCCCACGUGUUGGUGUAAUGUUAAUUUCAACUAUGAAAGAGAAUGCAGAAGAAGCUUUAGUUAUUUCAUAUAUAAUUGACCAGUCUUUCAAAUGUCUUAAUAUUGGAUUUCCUAAAGGAAAACCUGAUUCAGGAGAAACAAUAAAAGAAGGAGGUGUCCGUGAAUUUCUAGAAGAGACUGGUAUGAUCGAUCCACAUGACAUCCUUAAAAUGGCUAUUUGCAAUGGUACAGUUAUUACAAAAUAUCCAUAUAUUGGUACUAUACAACAGUGUCGAAGUCGAACACAUCAUUAUGUUCUAGCUACAACAACUCGUCAAGAUAUGUUGUUUCGAGGAAACAAAAAAGAAGUUUGUGAUGUUUACUGGCACAGUAUUUAUACUCUGCCAUGUUGUGAUGCUUGCAAAAUAAAAUGGAAGUAUACAUUAUAUAAUGAUUUAGAAAUACCUGUUAGUUAUCAUAUGGUUACAUUAAGAGAUAUGAAUGGAGAAAAUUCAGCAGUAUUGUAA